Molecule: messenger RNA, 489 nt
Organism: Jatropha curcas
Lineage: Eukaryota; Viridiplantae; Streptophyta; Magnoliopsida; Malpighiales; Euphorbiaceae
Source: RefSeq, a predicted model, not a curated record
AUGGAUAUUUACCCAAAAAUCAAAAAUCUGUUGUGGCGUGUUUGUAGGGGGUAUUCUCCCUACUCGGUAAAACUUCGAGAGCGAGGGGUGGAUGUGGAAAGGGGUUGUGGUUUGUGUAGAAGGGAGGAAACUAUAGACCAUGUCUUGAGGGAUUAUAGUAAAGCCAGGGAGGUUUGGAGACAAAGUGGCCUUGGUGUAGCUUUGUAUGGUGAUACCUUUAAUAAUAUUUUGCUGCAGAUCCUCAAGUCGUUAGAAACUGAUAAAGUUCAACUUUUUUGCUGUAUUGUUUGGGCCUUGUGGUCAGCUCGGAAUGCAUUGCUGUGGGAACGGAAAGAACAAACGACUCAACAGGUGUUGGGUAAUGCUGUGUGCAUGAUUCGAGAUUGGAGGGACUGCUCUGUUUCUAAUAGUUCAUAUGCUGCGUCUAUUCCUUCACAACGAGUUGCUUCUUUGCCAACAUGGGGAUCUUCAGAUAUUGCAGGUUGGUAA